Megalobrama amblycephala (Wuchang bream) is the source of this 6767-nucleotide messenger RNA. RefSeq names its product spalt-like transcription factor 2 (gene sall2). Gene Ontology annotation, molecular function: RNA polymerase II cis-regulatory region sequence-specific DNA binding; DNA-binding transcription factor activity, RNA polymerase II-specific. The transcript is spliced from 3 exons. Lineage: Eukaryota; Metazoa; Chordata; Actinopteri; Cypriniformes; Xenocyprididae. Gene Ontology annotation, cellular component: nucleus. The record is from RefSeq and is a predicted model, not a curated record. Bases 1633 to 5403 code for a protein of 1256 amino acids. Gene Ontology annotation, biological process: regulation of transcription by RNA polymerase II.
UCCAAAUGUCAGUUAACGUCAAAGUAUUUCAUGUAGUCAUAAGAAAUAUGAAUCAUAAUUGGUUAUGAUCAUAGAGCGCGCGCUCGGAGGACGCAACAGGUCGCGCGUACAGUAGAGCUGUAGUUUCCGCGUGCAUUUGGCUGACGUAAUUAUGACAUUUGUGCAAGAAUUUUACGAGAUGCAUUGUAGCAUGAAUCCAAAUGCUAGCUAAACACUUUAUUGUGUUUUGGCAUUUAUAACAUUUUUAAUAAUAAAGUCUAGAGUUUUGAUACAAAUAAUAUAAUUAUAUAAAUGACAUAUGUAAGGAAUUUGUGCUGUGAAAGCCAAAAAAAAAAAAAGAAAGAAAGAAAGAAAAGAAAAAAAGCAUGCACAUCAUGAAAUACAUCAUACUGAAGAGGACAAGGAUGGUUUUCUAAAAUAAAUACUAUGACAUAAAUUAUGCUUCUGAAAUGCACUCACUUGAAAACAUGACACAUCUGUAUUAUAGACAAUCAAAACGUUGUAGAUAAUCAUUCAGAUUCUAUUUUCUGGCCUAAAUUUUAAUAAUACAGUGAUGCCGUUGACAUGAGAAUGACAUAUUAAACUUAAUGCAGGCCUGUUGAAUGCAUUACUUUAUGGAGCUAAAGUUUGCAGUCAUGUUUGAGAUUAACUUAAAAAGGCAAUCGCAUAACUGAGAAUAUGAUAUUAUAAAAAAUAUAAUGCUUAACCAAAUGCUGUGAAAGCCAAAAAAAAAAAGAAGGAAAGAAAAGAAAAAAAGCAUGCACAUCAUGAAAUACAUCAUACUGAGGAGGACAAGGAUGGUUUUCGAAAAUAAAUACCAUGACAUACUGAAAUGAACUCACCUGAAAACAUGACACAUCUGUAUUAUAGACAAUCAAAACGUUGUAGAUAUUCAUUUAGAUUCUAUUAUCUGGCCUAAAUUUUAAUAAUACAGUGAUGCCGUUGACAUGAGAAUGACAUAUUAAACUUAAUGCAAGCCUGUUGAAUGCACUAAAGUUUGCAGUCAUGUUUGAGAUUAACUUAAAAAGGCAAUCACAUAACUGAGAAUAUGAUAUUAUAAAGCAAUAUAACACUAUAUGAUAACUAACAUUCGGUCCUCUGCCAGAUUUUUGGCAACAGGCGCCAAGAAAUAUGUUAAAAAUGUCAUUCAGUGCUUACUGUAUACUGUAUCUCAGUCUUGAACGCUCUUACCUGGUGUCUAAUUAUUAAAUACUCAAUACUGAGACUGAGAAAAAAAGGUUUAGGGGAACGCCUUAAAACUUGGGGGUGUAAGGGAAAGGAGGGGUAUAUGCAUGAGUAGGUGGUGUUCUGCGUUAUUUGAAUGCAAAUGCAGAGAGAACAAGCCGAGGCUGUGUUUGAGAGAGAAACGGGGAAAAAGAGGUGGAGAGUUGUCUUUGGAUUUUAGUUAGACACUGAAUAGACAUAGAUUUAGUUUGCCAAGUGCUUAGUUCACUUUUGAGACAUUGCUUGCUCAUGUAUGCACUUGGCAUUUGGCCUUGUAGCUCUCUAUAUAAAUGAAACAUGGAUUUUUGAUUGUUUCUCAGAACUGAUGCCGUGAGAUUUGCUGUAAUUUAGUUUAAAGAGAAAGAUUUUCACUCAUGGGCCAUUUAGCCAUUGACUUUCCCCUGCAUCAUGUCACGCCGGAAACAAAAAAGACCUCAGCACUUUUUCAGCCCCAUCCUCAACACUUCGUGGCUACUUCAACAUGAGGAGCAGUUGGCAGUGAAGUCCCUCACCUCUACUCUUGCAAAGAACUCUUCCUGCUCUUCCUCAUACUCAACUCAAAGCUGCCAAUCAACCUUAAUCCCAAGUCCACCAAUUGAGAGGCUCACAACACCUUCUCUGACCAGACCAAACCAUCCUAUCUUUCACAUCCCCUGCCAUCCCAUACAAUUUCCCUUAAACCUAACAGAGUCUCAACUUUCCCAUAUCCCUGACAUCCCAUCCCAUUCUACUAAUCAGCCUAUCACUAGCACUGCACCAGCUGUGCUCUCUACCCAAAACCACACUCACUCACCCAUGGCUUCUCCAAAGUUAGGCGUGUCAGCAACCACAACCUCUUCUUCAUCCUCCUCCACUGCUGCCUCUCUCUGUGUGCCUCCAUAUCCUGGAAGCCCCAGUUCUGUGCCUCAGGGUCCCCCAAGUCCAGUUACACCCUCUUCCAGCCCAAGCACAGUCCCUUCAGCCCCGGCAUGUGCACCCGUCAGUAUUGCUUUCAUCUUGGAGGAACUACGUGUGCUGCAGCAGAGGCAAAUCCAUCAAAUGCAGAUGACAGAGGAAAUCUGUAGGCAAGUAUUGAGACUGGGAGGAGGAUCUUGUGAAGUGGAUUCAAAGCCUUUCAUACUACCAUCGCUGCCACAGCUCUGUUUAAAAAGUUCUGAUAACAACCCCAGACCCUCCCGACCAAAGUCAUCACCUCCCCCUACCUCUGUGGCUCCUCUUUUGGCCUGUUUCUCAUCUCUGCUACCCCCUCAGACCACUUCUAAAUCCUCUAAACAUGCCCACCCUCUCUUGAAUGUCUUACGCCCCCAUAAGGCACAGUAUGACAGUGGGGUAGUUACUCCAGCAAACUUCACCAAUCAUACAAGUGCUGCCACAUCCUCAUCAAUUUCCACACCUGCUGCCUCAAACUAUCCACUCACUCUUUCCCUUGGCCUAUCAUCUCAAAAAUCCUCUAACACCACAGGAGCCAGUGGAAACAGUAGUCUUACCUUCCCAAACCAAUCUCUCCCAGCAGCUGCUGUCUCUUCUGCCCCCUCACAGGAUCCAAAACUCUCUGCUCAAGGAAGUACAUCUGUCUUAUCGUCGGGACGCAUGCAGCACGCAUGCCGAUUUUGCCGGAAACUCUUCAGCAGUGAUUCAUCCCUGCAAAUACACUUGCGUUCCCACACAGGGGAGCGUCCUUACCAGUGCCCUGUAUGUUUCAGUCGAUUCACCACAAGAGGGAACCUCAAGGUCCACUUCUUGCGCCAUCGUGAGCAAAACCCUGAACUAUCGUUUUCGUUGUUUCCCUGCUCGCUUUUUGCAUCUGUAACUGGGGGAUCAAUGGGAGGAUCAGCACAAAAACAAACCAUCACCUCCACAAAUACAAAUGCUAUUCAGAAGCAUCAGAAACAGCAAGAGGAUGAUCUGUGUGGUGACAGUCUUGAGGGCACUACUGCCUCAACACGUGCCACAACCUCAUCUCUGCCUCCUAGUAUUGAUUUGGCUCUGCUGACCACUGCACACUCUCUCCUUCAACUCAACCGUGCUGCUGCUGCUGCGGCUGCUGCAGCGUCCACAUCCACUACCUCCUCAAUAACAUCUUCAUCAUCAUCCUCUCUGGCCUCCACCCUUCUUUCAUCUCCUGCCUCAUCCACCUCCUCCAUUGCUGGGGUAUAUAAAGGAGUGAAGCAACAGUGCUUUGAUGAGAACACCCCACCUAUACCUACUCUGCUCCCCCAUUCUGCUUACUCACAGCUCGCCAACUUACCCAAAAUCUUCUUCCCAGCAUCUUCCACUCACCAUCUUCCAGGCCAUGGGUUUCUCAGGCAGACAACUCCAACCGGGUCAUUCCUGCCAUCCCCGCAACAGCAUAUCCCAUUCCCAUUCACAGCUUCAUCCACUGCCCCUUCCAUCUCGACCCCAACCUCGGACACAUCAAAGCUGCAGAGACUGGUGGAAAAGUUAGAGAAAGAACCACAUAGUCAUUCACACUGGGUUUCAUCCAUUGGGGAGACUUCUACCAGCAGCCACAGUGUAGCAGGUGCAUUAAGCUAUAGCAGCAGUGGUUUAAUGAGCACAAGCACAUUCAGUACAAAUGUGGUCACCUCACUUCCAUCAUCUACAAUCCAAAUACCAUCAUCCCUCUUCAGCAAGGAGUCACCUUACCUGGGACUUAUGAACUCUGCUGGGACACUUGCUCCAAAUCAGUGUAGCGUGUGCCUGCGGGUGUUAAGCUGCCCAAGGGCGUUGCGUUUGCACCAGGCUACUCAUUUAGGUGAGCGACCAUUCCCCUGCAAGCUAUGUGGUCGUUCCUUCUCAACUAAAGGAAGCCUUCGAGCACACCUUGCCACCCAUCGAGCCCGCCCACCAAACAGUCGUGCCCAGAAUUCUUGCCCCUUAUGCCAACGGAAGUUUACCAAUGCCCUUGUGCUGCAACAUCAUAUCCGCAUGCAUUUAGGAGGACAGCUACCACCAGAGGACAUGCCUGAUACUUCAACAGAAUGUGAUACUUUGUCCCAUUCCCAGUCUAUUGAGCUCUCUGCUUCAGAGAUAAGCCCUAGCACGGACGUUCAGUUACUACAUGAUGAUCUACAAUCAGUUUCAGAUUCUAGAUAUAUCGAAUCCCUUGCUGUGAGCACUGCUCCCACGGUAUGUCCCGUAACCUCCAGCCUACCUGCUUCAUUUAGCUCAGGUCGUAUACCAGGUUUCGACCUAAGCCCUGACCCCUCUUUGAAUCCAACCCCCCAUUCACCUCCAACAUUCAGACCUGAUCCCCCUGAGCUCUCUCUCAGUGUAUCUUCUCCAGUAGAAUCUGCUGCAUCCCAUGUCCCUCCUGCCACCCAGUCAGCAUCAGCAACAACUGGUCCUUCUGCAAAUAAUGAACUAUCUUUUGAACUUUCCAGUAACACUGCCUCCUUGGAAGAUAAAAAGAUUUCUGCUCUAAUGAAAGCCAGUCCACAAAGAGAUGACUGUGAACUCAGUGAAAAUACAUCUCGCUCACCUAUUUCUUGCUCUGGAUCCAGAUCAAAUCUGGAGGAUCUUCUUGGUAUACAAGCUCAAAAUGCAUCCAGGGUUCCUCGGCCACAUCAAACAUCAACACCACCUUCUCUUCUUGCGCUGAGAUCUGAGAGUGUGUCUUCUCAUACAGUACGCCUAGAGGAGCCUGACCAAAGCCUUGUCCAAACAUCCAAAUCAAUCCCCCAAGAGGAAGAAAAGACAGAUGAUAAAAUACAUAAAACACCAAAGAAUGGUCAAAGGGCAACUCCAGAUUUGAGUAUUAAUGCAGAUAUGGUGUCAGACACUGUAGACAAGACAAAUGAGGAUGCAGCUGAGACUGAGGAGCCUGACAUACAUGUGCAGAACAUCAUAAAGGAAACUCAAUCUAGUUCAACCGCAAAGGAUAAAGUGGACCUUAAAGAUACAACAGGAACUGAAAUGGACAAAACAGACUCAACUGUGUGCAUAUCCCUGACUCCCAGUCUUCCACCUCCCAUGCCAGAGAAAAAAAUCUACCACUGUUCUGAAUGUGGAAAAGAGUAUGCAAGUCGCAGUGGACUCAAGGGACAUAUGAAGCACCAUGGAGGAGUUGUCAAGGCACCUCGAGCUCCUGCAAGGACCAAGGGCCCAGAGAGAGUGUCGCAUCAUGAGCGCUCACAAACUCACCACCUUGCAAACUUCCUGCCACCGGGACAUCAAUGAGUUUUUUUAAACCAAGCCCUCCAAAACUUCAGCAAGCAUCAGAGAGCUCUCCACAAGGAUCUGUUAAAGAAAUCAGAGACAGUGUUGAGAUCAAUCUAAUAGUUGACAUGAAGAAGGAACUUAUGAAGGAUAAUUAUGGACCAUAAUUCUAGACUGUUCACCAAAAAACAAACAAACAAACAAACACCACACACAAUACUGUCUGUACACAAAGUAAUCACAUCAUAGAGGGUCUUAACUUGGUUUAAAAAAAAAAUGUUCCUGAUCUUUUAUAUUAAAAUACCUGCAUUGUGUAUUUUAAUAUAUGUAACAAUGUCUAAAUAUAUCUUAUAGUACUUCCUUGAAUAUUAUGUGAUGUUCUUUUUGAUGAAUGUAAAUUAUUUUGUCUGUGCAAGGUUGUCAUGAUGGUUUUUAUUUACUCUUCCAAAGUUAAGAUCUGAAGGUAGCUAAGGAUUUGAACAAUAGCUUUGGGUGAGAAACAGAGCAAAAUUUCAAAAGCCAAUGAUGACAAUUGACUGGUUCCUCACUAAAAGUUAUUGUAUUGGUGUACUAUUUCUUUAUUAAGGAUGGUAAAAUGUGUAGGGGGUGCGUUUCAUAUUAAGAAGAAUACUGAUUAAUCAUUUCAAAUGUACUAAAAACGGAUUCUAAGAAAGUUUUUAGGGCGGUCAUGCACAAAGUGGACAAUGUUAUUAACCUUUGGCCAAAAAUUCAAUUUUCUUAAUAAGCUCAAAUGUUUUAAAAAGCUUAGCACAGAUAGUACAGCUGGAGCCCAGAGGAAAUACAUAUACAAUUGUUUUCCUAGAUCCAACCAAGUGUGAACCAGUGUUUUUGACAAGCUGAUAUUUAAAACACUUUACAUUAGAUAAAUUCACAUGAUAUAUUCUUUACUUGUACUAAAUCAUCAGGCUUUUACUUUUAACAGCUGAAAAGCACCAAAACACCAGACUGUAAAUAUGACCUGUCAACCUAUGUCCAUUGUGUCCAUGUUUGUCCUGUCCAGCUGUACAGUACUAGACAAUAUACUGCUCUUAACACCAACUAGUCUAAAGAGUGGGGUAAGAUUGUUUAACAUGCCUGUAUGUUAGUCAGUGUAAGCUCUUGUUACUUUAAUAUUGUCAGUGUAGCUAUUGAAAAAGGUAGAAUUUGACUGAUUCUGAGAUGAACCACUAUCUAGCUUAAAAGAUAACCCUUUCUAUAUUUCUUGGUGGAAAUGUUUGUUUCUAUGGUGAUGUUUGUUCUUUGUCUGGAUACUUUUACAUGUAUCUUCCAUAGAAAUGAAUUGGGUGUAUGAGUUUGACUGUGAGUUGUAAUUUCAUGGUACAGCUAAAAGAUAAAAAUGGAAAUAAAAAACUGUGUAUACAUGA